Psylliodes chrysocephalus is the source of this 1897-nucleotide messenger RNA. The record is from the annotation of a GenBank genome assembly. NCBI's taxonomy places the organism in Eukaryota, Metazoa, Arthropoda, Insecta, Coleoptera, Chrysomelidae.
UUUUUUUGUCUUUGAACAGAAUAAAAGGUUCAUGAUUUUUUAUUUUGUCAAAAUUGACAUUAGACUUUUUUAAUCAUUCAUCUUUCAAGAAUAUUCUAAAAAAUCUUGCCUUUUAUUAGCGAAAUCGUAUAGUCCGAAUUUAAAUAUAACUUAAAUAACAUUUAAGAAAUAAUUGUGAUCCUGUGGAAGGGGUUGUUACAGGUAGUUGGCCUUCCUACUUUGCUGCAAAUCUGCCCCGGUUUCCCAGUCUGCCCAGUCGCCAAGCCACAGUCGUUGAUUGAACUUGUGUUUCUAUCUUUUUUACUACAUUCAGUGUUCUCUCUCUAGCAACAUGGCAGACAUCUCAAAGGAAGAUCUUCGUAAAGAAAUUGCCGCCAUCCUUAAGGAUGCCGAUCUUUCUUCAACUUCAGCUAAAAAGGUAAGACAAGAAUUGGAGGAAAAACUUGAUGCAAAUCUACAAUCUAGGAAGAAGGAAAUUGAUGACCUAGUCAUGGAGUUUGUAAGCUCUAAACAAGACAAAAAGAAGGGAAAAGGAAAGGGUGAUUCUGAGGAGGACGAAGAAGAGGAGGAAGAAGACGAGGAGGAAGAAGAGGAACCUUCUGAAGAUGAAAAGAAGAAGAAGCGUGCUUCAACUGGUAAAAAACCGGCAGCUAAAAAAGCCAAGAAAGGAUCAGACGACGAAUCUGCCAGCGAACAGAGCGAUGGUGAUUCUGAGGAAGAAUAUUCUCCAAAGAAAUCCAAGCCCAUCAAAACACGCAAGCUUCCCCCCAAGAAGAAGAAGGGGUCCGAAUCAGAUUCCGAUGAAGAUUGGGGCAAGAAAAAAGGAAAGAAAGGCGGUGGUGGCGGCGCUAAAAAAGGAGGUGGCGGUUACACGAAAGUAAUGACCCUCUCUCCUGAAUUGGCAGCAUUGGUAGGACAGGAUUCCAUGGCACGGCAUGAAGUUGUUAAAAAAGUAUGGGCUAUAAUUAAAGAAAAAGAUUUAUAUGACCCCAAGAAUAAACAGUAUGCCAUCUGUGACGAUGCAUUGAUGAAGGUUAUUGGAACGAAGCGUUUCCGUACAUUCGGCAUGAUGAAAUAUCUCAAAACCCAUUUUAUCAGCUAAGCAUUUUUUCGUGUGUGAUCGGCUAGCGUACACAGUAUAUUUUUUUCUCUCACACUCACCUUGAGUGACAAAAAAAUAGUAGUUUGAUGUUCGUGUUAAAUGCGCUAGCUGAUAAAAUCUUAAAUGUUAAUAGAAAAGAUUUUCAAAUAUUUUUAAUAAUAAGUCGAUCUAGGACUGACUUUAGUUUUAAGUUUCAUUAAUCCGCAUGUUUCUAUUAUAAAUAUGAAGUAUCAGAAUUUCUGUAUCUUGAGUUGUGUAAAGAUACGGUCUGACACAGAUACUUCAUUUUCAAUACCAGAAAAUAAUGUAUUCUAUAGUGUCUUUUUAUUUUUUGUAAACCACCACAGUAAACGUAGCUGUGUCUGACUGUCUUUAAUGUUCACCUGUAAAUGUUCUGUCAAGAAUUGUAUGAAGUAUGUGCAGAUUUUUAUUAAAGAUACCAAGUACAUAAUCGAGAUUAUUUUAAUUUGGGCAAAAACUGCAGAGAACGAGCAGAAAAUGAAUAUCGGCGUUGCCAGGUUAUACAGCUUGCCAACGUUACAACACGGUCGGGUCGUAUAAACCGGCAACUUGAGUGUCGUUUCCUGCUCGCUCUAAUGCUAUCUCCAUAGUUGUGGAAUUCUACAACCUUUGGGCAACAGCCCAUUAAAGAAACGAGAGUACGACUUCGUAACUCGUGUUUUUUUUAUCAUUCACUUCCUGAAUAUUUAAGAAUAGAGACAUAUAUAGUCAACCGUUUUUGGAAUAUUAUUUUUCUUUGCAAUGUUCUACAAUUUAUAUAAUUAAAAUAUUUAA